AUGAAGUCACUUCCAGAUAGAUCUCAUAGAGAAGAACUCGCAAAUUGCAUAACGCACGCAAUCAUGAUUCCAGUAGGUAUUGCAAUUACCAGUUAUCUCGUUUAUUGCCGCUGGGAAUUUGAUGACCCAAUUGGGAAAUUCGGAUUGAUAAUUUUCGGGAUCACAUUUUCAUUAAUGAUGCUUAACUCCUCUGUUUAUCAUUAUGCAAGUGAUCUGUUUUGGAAGAGAUUUUUCCGCUAUAUCGAUCAUUUCUCAAUUUUCAUUCAGAUCACAGGCGCAUUCACACCAUGUGUCCUUCUUUGUGCCAAAAAUAUAUAUGGAUAUGGAAUCUUGGCAUAUCUAGUCACCUUUACCAUUAUCGGCAUUAUUUCGAAAUAUUUCUUCUUUGAUAAAGUAUUUGGCGGAUUCGUCUACCUCACAAUGGGCUGGAGUACUAUUUUGAUUUAUCAGAAGAUCAAAUCUUACUUUGCUACCCAAGAACUCCUUUGGUUCCUUUAUGCUGGUAUUUGCUACUCGAUAGGAGCGGCAUUCUAUGCAUUGCAAAAAUCACGUGAAUUUAUGCAUACCGUAUUCCAUUUAUUCACCGAUAUUGGCGCCUUAUGUCAUUUUUAUUGUUUAUAUAUGAUGAAUAUCAGAACAAUGCAAGAAGUACCUAUUUAA
Trichomonas vaginalis G3 is the source of this 660-nucleotide messenger RNA. Its product is annotated as cytolysis. Bases 1 to 660 code for a protein of 219 amino acids. The transcript has a single exon. Gene Ontology annotation, cellular component: membrane. Lineage: Eukaryota; Parabasalia; Trichomonadida; Trichomonadidae. The record is from RefSeq and is a predicted model, not a curated record.